AUGUCUAAAAAGGGUAAAGCUUUCCGUACAAAGGGUUCACUUCUCGUCGCUGUAAUUGGAGAUGAAGCCACCGUCACAGGUUUCUUGCUAACAGGUAUUGGUGAACGUAAUAGAAAGGGUGAUUCUAACUUCCUAACUGUUACUAAAGACACCACACUCUCCCAGAUUGAGAUAUUUUUCAAGAAGCUACUAGACAGAGACGAUAUUGGAAUCAUUAUGAUAUCACAAAACAUAGCAGAAUAGAUUAGAAAUUUGAUUACCGAACAUGAAGAAGUCAUCCCUACAGUAAUGGAAAUUCCAUCAAAAGAUGUUGCCUAUGACCCAGAAAAGGAUGUCAUUUUGUCAAGAGCUGCUAGAAUUCUCUAUGGUAAUGAAGUCGGUAUGGAAAAACUCAGACAACUUGAUUGA
Stylonychia lemnae is the source of this 408-nucleotide messenger RNA. The record is from the annotation of a GenBank genome assembly. Lineage: Eukaryota; Ciliophora; Spirotrichea; Sporadotrichida; Oxytrichidae.